UAAGAAGUGGAUAGAAAAGAAUCAGAAGAAGAACGAGAAACGUACAGCAGUAAAACCCUAACUGAGCUUCAAAUCCUGCAAAAUAGAACAAAUUAACUGAACUCUUCUUCAAAUCCCAUAAACGAAGGAUGCACUACUUCACGUCUCUUCAUCAUGCUCCCAAAAUUCUAACUAUUUAUUCCAGUUUACAGAAGCUUGAAAUCACAAAUCGUUACUUCCUUCUUCAGUUAAGAAAGAAGUUGGAAUUAUUUUGGGAUUUUCUCUGUAUGCUGCCAAAUCGAAGACCAGCCAGUGAGAAAGUCAAAAGUUUGCCAGGAAAUAUGACAAGGGGAAGAGGCAUCAAACGUAGUUGGGGAGGCCGUGGGGGCAUAACUAACAAAGGAGGAGGAGGCAGCAAGCAACCACCAGACAUUUCUCAAAAGGAUGUUAGUGAAUCAUCAAUUCCCACAUCUCAGCAAGUUGGUUUAAACCAGUGUAUUGUCUCAUCACAUGAAACCAGUGUACAUACAUCUCAAGAAGCCGAUGCUCAACAAAUAAAUACUCCUGAAAAUGUUGGUGGUCAACAAGAAGCUCCUACUUCUCUAGAUCUUGGACGACAAGAAACACCUUUUUCUCAUACUAUUGGUUCUCAACAAGAAACUCCAACUCAAGAUGUUUCUCCUGAACAAACACUCGCAUCUUUUGAAAGUAGUAAUCCACAGGGCAGACAAGAUACACUUGGUGGCAUAAAAUCCUUGAGAGUAAAUGGAGAUACAUUCUGCCCACAUGAGGCUGUUCGAGAUGUGGUGUUUGCCUUUAAAAAAAGCUUCUCUGGACCAUGGCAUUGUUGGAGCAAAGUUCCAGAGCAUGUACGAGACAAAUGGUUUAAUGAUUUUGAGAAGAAUUAUUCUUUUUCUGCUGAAGAUAAAGUACUUGUUCGAAAAACUUUUAACCGGGUGGGUAGUGAAAGAUUGAGUGACAGUUUGGGAAAAGCAAAGAGGACAUUUUUAAGAAAAAAGAAAAUACCAAAGUGGAUUGCUCAAGUUCACUGGGAUAGUUUGAUGCAAUAUUGGAACUCUGACGGUUUUCAGAAAAUAUCAGCAAUCAACUCAAAGAAUAAAAUGUCAUCUAAUAACGGAGAAGGUCCUUCCUUACAUACUGGAGGAUCAGUUGCAUUUUCUGAGUACAGAAGAAGACAUGUAAAAGGAACUAACUGGUAAAGAGCUUCGGAACGAUGAAUUAUUUCUAAUGACUCACAAAACCAAAAACGAAAAGAAGUGGAUCUGUGGAAAGUCAGAAAGGAUGUGGGUA
Molecule: messenger RNA, 1290 nt
Organism: Solanum stenotomum
Lineage: Eukaryota; Viridiplantae; Streptophyta; Magnoliopsida; Solanales; Solanaceae
Exons: 6
Coding region: 129-1199 (356 amino acids)
Source: RefSeq, a predicted model, not a curated record